UUGUCUGAACCCGAAUGAUUGUCACAUCAUUGUGCGCCGAGUCUUCAAAGUGUAAUGAUCGCUCUUCGCGGGAAGGUUCUUUUGUAAAUUGAUAUAAUUUUUAAGUGACACUUUUCUAACGAAUCAUCAACGUCGACUCAAGUCCAUAUCCAAUAUGCAGGGAUCAAAGUGGAUUUUGAAAAUUUUGGCCAUAACUUUUGUGCUAAUCACGAUAUGUGAAGCACGUGGUGGCGGUGGUAGGCGUGGUGGUUCCAUGGGUGGCUUAUUCGGCAGUUGGCGUAAAUAUAAAAAACCUUCUUCGAGCAGUUCGAGCACAAGGCGUAUAGUGAGCAGUUCCCCUGUGCACACACCCAUUACAAAGGCUUUGAACGAGAAGAAAACUACAGGAAGUGAUAAAUUUGUUAAAAAUGGAAAAACUUACAAUAAAUACUCUGCACCACCAGUACCACCGGGUGGAUCGUAUUAUACAAAUACCGCAGCAAUGCCAGGAAAUGCCAUUUAUGUCGCCCAGGCACCGCCCAGAGGUGCAGAAUUUGGAGAUUUCCUCACUGGUUAUCUAACAGGCAGACUGAUGACAAUGGGAUUUGCUCCCUAUCACAGCCAUCAUGUAACUCAUAUUUAUCGGGAUAACCCUGAGCAAUCGGGACAAGUUCCAAACAACAACAAUUCCGGAAAAGUUAUUGUUAUCAACAAUAAUCAAGAAACUAUGACAACAACUAUAAAGCCAGCAGAUUUCAGCUCUACUACAACAGAAAUGCAACGAUCAGAACCUUACACAUUGGCAUACAUGUCUUCCACGCCAACGCCCAUGUCUUCUACAACUGAAACUCCUCCCUAUGGCAUUAUUUGCAUGCCCCUCAAAGUCAAGGAAACCAAUGCGAGUGGGAAUGCCGUGGAGGUAGAACGCAUUGUUUGUUAUCCAGCUCCUCCACCGAAUACACCUGUGCAAAAUGAGAUGAAAUCCAAACCGGUGGAAAUUGCAGGGGAUAUUGUAGAUCAUUAGAAAGAUAUUCCAGUUAUUUUUUAGAAACAUAAUAUUUAUUGUAGGUUUAAAAGUGAACUUAUAUACUUACAUCAAAGUGAAAGAAUGCUGCUUUCUUUUAAUAUAAAAAAAAUAAAAAUUCGACCAUAAACAACAAA
Molecule: messenger RNA, 1140 nt
Organism: Stomoxys calcitrans (stable fly)
Lineage: Eukaryota; Metazoa; Arthropoda; Insecta; Diptera; Muscidae
Exons: 2
Coding region: 155-1003 (282 amino acids)
Source: RefSeq, a predicted model, not a curated record